UAGACUUGAGAGAGAGAUGAUGACGUGGCAAUAAAGAGAGACAGAGAUAGAGAGGGAAGGCUCUUUACCACACUCUUCCUCUCUUAUCACUUCUCACUUCCUCUUCUUCUUUUGUUUUCAACUCCUCAGGAAUCCCAUACACACAGUUCCGAUGGCGAUGCAGGUGCCGUCGGCGAGGCUUCACGCCGGAAUUCCAUCGGCGAUUUUGUCUCCGCCUCUUAACGACGCCUUGCUCCGGCGACCCUCCAAUUCUUUUGUCCUGAAAUCUUCAUUCUUGCCGUCGUAUUCUCUCAGCCUUCCCGACCAGAAGAAGAAGCCUGUCGUGUCUUCUUCUCCUAGAGUGUUCAUGCGUGCCGCCUCCAAACAAGCCUACAUCUGCCGUGAUUGCGGGUAUAUUUACAACGACAGAACUCCGUUCGAGAAACUGCCUGACAAGUACUUCUGCCCAGUGUGUGGUGCUCCUAAGCGGCGGUUCAGAGCCUACAUGCCGUCUGUGGCCAAGAACGCAAACAGCACAGACGUCCGAAAGGCCAGAAAGGCUGAGCUUCAGAGAGACGAAGCUGUCGGGAAGGCAUUGCCUAUAGCGAUCGGGGUUGGAGCUGUGGCUCUGGCGGCAUUGUAUUUCUACGUCAACAACUCCAUGUGAUUCUAACUCAAGCUACAAUUUGGUUUUUGUAAUCUGAUAUUUCAUUGCAUUUAAAUUCAUGUUCCGCUCUAUUUUUCCACCGUAA
Messenger RNA from Tarenaya hassleriana, 731 nucleotides. RefSeq lists its product as uncharacterized. The record is from RefSeq and is a predicted model, not a curated record. Gene Ontology annotation, molecular function: iron ion binding. NCBI's taxonomy places the organism in Eukaryota, Viridiplantae, Streptophyta, Magnoliopsida, Brassicales, Cleomaceae. Bases 152 to 646 code for a protein of 164 amino acids. The transcript is spliced from 4 exons.